This is a messenger RNA of Paralichthys olivaceus (Japanese flounder), 730 nucleotides long. Lineage: Eukaryota; Metazoa; Chordata; Actinopteri; Pleuronectiformes; Paralichthyidae. The record is from RefSeq and is a predicted model, not a curated record.
CGUGCUACGGUGACGAUCGCGUGACGUACUUCCGGCCUGUUCCCGGCGGUGGCGGGAGAUUCCAGCAUGGCGGUGCAGCCGAAGCAUAACUUGUCCAUGGACAGUGCGGCCGAACAUGGCUUCCUCAACUUCGUCUUCUCCAUGCCGGAGAAACCGGACACCACGUUCAGGAUAUUCGACCGCAACGACUACUACACCGUGCACGGGAAAGACGCCAUAUUCGCGGCGAAGGAGGUUUUCAAGACUAACGGGGUCAUCAAGUAUCUGGGCUCAGGGAGUCGGAAGCUGGAGAGCGUUGUCCUGAGCAAGCUGAACUUCGAGGCCUUCGCGAAAGACUUGCUGCUGGUGCGGCAGUACAGAGUGGAGGUGUACAGGAACUACAGCAAGAGCAGCAAGGAACACGACUGGAAGAUUGAGUACAAGGCCUCUCCCGGAAACUUGACUCAGUUCGAGGAGAUUCUGUUCGGUGGUGGAACCGGAGCAGUGGGCUGUGCAGGAGUUGUAGCUGUGCGUAUCUCCACAGGAGCUGAUGGACAGCGUGUGGUGGGUGUCGGCUAUGUGGAUGCAGCACAGAGGACGAUGGGAGUGUGCGAAUUUGCAGACAACGAGAUCUUCUCCAACCUGGAGUCCCUGCUCGUCCAGCUCAGCCCCAAAGAGUGUCUCCUAGCUCAGGGUGACAGCAAUGCUGACAGCAGUAAACUACGACAGGUAUGAUGAAGUCAGUUGAGCU